UUUAACUGUAACACUCGGGCUCUUACACACAGGAUCUGACCACAGAUCAGACCCAGAGAGACUGAGGCUGGAGCGACUGCGCUGUCCUCCUGCUCCCAGCUCAGAGUAUUUACUUUACGGUAACCCAAGCCCUAGGAUGGUUCAUUCCCAUCGGGACUCAGGUGACGCGUUAGAGACUGGCAAUGAUCCGUUUUGUUCUUACACUACAGAGAUGGACUCUGGCAACAUGCCCUUGGGUUUAGAGACACAGACUGAUCUGUCUAGAGGGGACCGGAACCGGUACAGUAGUAGUGGAUACUCUGAAGGGUUCCUAGAUAAGAAAGGGGAUGGUCUGAUCGUAGAUGAGGUGACUGUGAAAGUGGAGGGCAAAGCUCCUCUGACAUGGAAUGUAGACGAUACUCACUUAGAAGAAGGACACUCACAGGGCAGAGAUUUCUUAGAUUACAGGGACAGCUUAGAGAAAAAUCUAAAUGUCGCCACUCACUCCCCUUUAUACACGCUCAAGGAUCGGGACCCAUUGUCCACAUCGAUUGGGCCUUCCAAUUCACACAGCUGUGUCCUUUUCGAUCAGUUAUUGAACUCAAAGGACCAAAGGGCCAAUGCUCAAGGAGGGGGAGCAACAUCAGGUGACAGUAAAGAAAAACGGUUCCUCUGCAUGUUCUGUAACAAAGGCUUCAGCUGCUCCCAGAAGGUGGAGGUCCACCAGAGGGUCCACACAGGUGUGAAACCCUUCAACUGUACCAAGUGUCACAUGCACUUUGCCCAGGCUAGCAGCCUGAAGAGGCACCAAAGGGUACAUACAGGGUUGAAACCAUUCAGCUGUACCCAGUGUCACAUGCGCUUCGCCCAGACUGGUGACCUGAAGCGGCACCAGAGGGUCCACACAGGAGAGAAACCCUACAGCUGCCCCCAGUGUGAGAAGAGAUUCUCCCACCAGCACCAUCUAAAGACUCACCUGAAGGUCCACACGGGAGAGAGGCCAUUCAGAGAGUAAUUAAGGAUACUCCAGCAGAAAAAACAUUCCACUAUAACAUAGAAACUAACCAUUCCACUCAAUAGCUUCUGACUUUUACGUCAAACCCUGCAUUAAAGACAAAGAUACAUUUUCAAUGUUAUCAGCAGAAAAGAUCCACAGAUGCAUUUCAAAUAACAAGAGUAACAGAUUUUCAAUUUAGAAUAUUCCUGGGUAAAAUAUUGCAUCCAGACAUUGUGUGAGAUAAAAGCAUAUAUAAGCCUAAAAAGUCUGUUACAUAUUGUGUUUGUACUGUAUAGGCCAGGGAUU
Messenger RNA from Salvelinus namaycush (lake trout), 1282 nucleotides. RefSeq names its product zinc finger protein 271-like. Gene Ontology annotation, molecular function: RNA polymerase II cis-regulatory region sequence-specific DNA binding; DNA-binding transcription factor activity. The record is from RefSeq and is a predicted model, not a curated record. The coding region runs from base 137 to 994 and encodes 285 amino acids. NCBI's taxonomy places the organism in Eukaryota, Metazoa, Chordata, Actinopteri, Salmoniformes, Salmonidae. The transcript has a single exon. Gene Ontology annotation, biological process: regulation of transcription by RNA polymerase II.